This is a messenger RNA of Ixodes scapularis (black-legged tick), 4065 nucleotides long. Its product is annotated as Down syndrome cell adhesion molecule-like protein Dscam2. Gene Ontology annotation, biological process: cell-cell adhesion; axon guidance. Lineage: Eukaryota; Metazoa; Arthropoda; Arachnida; Ixodida; Ixodidae. The coding region runs from base 1 to 4065 and encodes 1354 amino acids. Gene Ontology annotation, molecular function: protein binding. Gene Ontology annotation, cellular component: plasma membrane; axon. The transcript is spliced from 22 exons. The record is from RefSeq and is a predicted model, not a curated record.
AUGUCUGUCGCCGGAGAGAUUUCAAAGUUGUGCGUCUCGCGGCCUACGAGGUCCUCGGAACAGCAGGGACCGCGGUUCGAGCGCGAGCCUCCGGGCCUCGUCGAGUUCACCAACAGCAAGGAGGCCAGCGUGCCGUGCCAGGCGAGCGGUCGUCCCGCGCCCGCUGUGCGCUGGAUCAAACUCCCGGACGCCGUGACGGCAGCCGAGGUACCGGGGCUGCGUUACGUGCGCCCGGACGGCACGCUCGUCUUCCCCAAGUUCGCGCCCAAGGACCUGCGGCAGGACGUGCACUCGGCGCUGUACCGAUGCGUGGCUACCAACAGCGUGGGCGCCGUCGCCAGCCGAGACGUUCGUGUCAGAGCCGUGGUGUCUCAACCUUUCGAGGUCCGAGCCUACGACGAAUUCGUCACGAGGGGCAACGCGGCUCUGUUCCGCUGUCACCUACCGUCGUUCGCCAAGGACGUGCUUGUCAUCACCGCCUGGCUUCGCGACGACGGUCUGCUCAUCCACUCGCCCAUCACCGAAGGUUCCAAGUACGCGCUGCUCCCAUCCGGAGAACUGUACAUCCGGGAAACGGACCAGCAGGACGGGUUUCGGACGUAUCGCUGCCAGACUCGUCACCGUCUUACAGGAGCCGUGUCCCAAAGCGUCACCGUGGGACAACUCAUUCUCACUGAGCCCCACAACAUGGUGCCUCCUCGCAUAACCCACCUCCUGGGCCAAGUGACGGCCCUGGAGGACUCCGAAGUGGUGCUUCCCUGCGUGGCCCAGGGUUUCCCCGUGCCAGCGUAUCAGUGGCUGCGCAAGGACGAGGUCUCGGGACGGGCCGAGCCCGUGCCCACGGCGGGACCCAGGAUUUCCCUCAUCGGUGGCAACCUGGUCAUCCGAGCAGCCGCGGCCCAGGACGCCGGGAAGUACUACUGCGUCGUGAACAACACGGCCAGACAAGACAGAGCGGAGACCGAGCUCAUUGUUUACGCUCCCCUUCGCGCAAGCGUGAAACCUACCAGGGUGUCGGCGUCCAUCGGCCACUCGCUGCGGCUUAACUGCUCCACAGAAGGCUACCCAGUCCGAGAAGUGAGCUGGACCAAAGACAGCAGACCACUGUACACAUCGGACCGCAUCAAGAUCAUCUACAACGAGGUGCUGGUCGUCAACGGGGUGAAGCGACAAGACCGUGGCAUGUACCAAUGCUUCGUCAGGAAUCGCUUCGAGACCGUCCAGGCGGCGUCAGAAGUCAUUAUCAAUGACGAACCCCCUGUGCUGGAGAACAUCUUCCCGGAGUCCAUCCACAAGCCCGGCGGGUCGGUGUCCCUGAGGUGCACGGCCACGGGGAACCCUCUGCCCCAGGUCACUUGGGACCUGGACGGACGCCAUCUUCCAGAGACCAUCCGUUACAGGGUGGGUGACUACGUGACCAGGGACAACCGCGUGGUCAGCUACGUGAACAUCAGCAGCGUCCGCACGGAAGACGGAGGCAUCUACCGGUGCAGGGCGUCUAACGACGUCGGUCUGGCGUCCCACAUGGCAAGAGUCAACGUGUACGGUCCGCCCACCAUUCGGCUCAUGGGGAACGUCACCGCUCUGUCCGGGGGCAACCUGGUGGUGCACUGCCCCGUUGGAGGAUACCCGCUCACAGCUAUUCGCUGGGAGAGAGAUGGACGCACCCUUCCGAGCGGCCACCGGCAACUGGUGCACGCCAAUGGCACCCUCGUCGUCUCCGAGGUGAACCGAAAAGCGGACGAAGGAACGUACGAGUGUGUUGCGGAAAACGGCCGUGGGGACAUCGCCCGAAGAGCCCUCCACGUUCACGUCAUGGUGGGGCCCAAGGUGGACCCGUUCAAGUUUCCCAGUGACCUGGAAGAAGGCAUGCGGAGCGUGGUGGUGUGUGUGGUUAUCGACGGCGACCCGCCGGUCUUCAUCGGCUGGCUCAAGGAUGGGCGUCCGCUGACCCAGGACCUGGGCGCUCACACCGAGAUGCUGAACACCUUCACGUCGUCCCUCACCUUCCACUCGGUCGGGCCCAAGCACAGCGGCAACUACACCUGCGUCGCCAGGAACCCCGCGGCGGCCGUCAACCGGUCUGCCACCAUGACCGUCAAAGUGCCUCCGUAUUGGCGAAAACAGCCUAUGGACAAGGCCGGCAUCCUGGGAGAAAGCGUCCUGAUCGACUGCCAAGCGGACGGCGUCCCCCACCCCCAGAUUCGCUGGAAGAAGAUGAUUCCUGGUCCUCCCGUGGAGUCCCAGACGAUCAUCAGCAACCCGUACAUCCAGAUUCUAGAAAACGGAUCCCUGGUAUUGAGAGAGAUCGGACUCAACGACGCCGGGGAGUACAUGUGCCAGGCCACGAACAACGUUAAGCCCAGCCUCAGUGAAGUCAUCAAGCUGCGGGUUCACGUUCCGGCUUUCUUCAAGACCCAGUUCAGCUCCCAGAACGUGCGCAAAGGAGAGGAUGUUCGCAUUCGCUGCGAGGCCUACGGCGAGAAGCCCAUCAACAUCACCUGGACUAAGGACAGACAGAUUCUCAACUUCGACACGGAAACAAGGUACAAAGAGACGUCGACAACCUUUCCCGAGCGCCUCGUGUCGGAGAUUCUGGUGAAGGCGACCGACCGACGCGAUUCCUCCCUCUUCACUUGCAUGGCGUCCAACGCGUACGGCAGAGACGAGACCAACUUCCAGAUAGUAGUGCAAGAAAAACCGGACAGCCCGCGGAACCUGAACAUCAAGGAAGUGACGAGUCAGAGCGUUGCCAUGGCGUGGAUGCAGCCCUACAGUGGGAACCUACCCCUUACCAGCUACGUCAUCCAGUACAAGAAGGAUUCAGAGCAGUGGACCCCGGACGUGAUGUCAGCGCGCAACUCCCCCAGCGAUCUGUCCGUCGUGGUGCGCAACCUGAAUCCCGUCACCACGUACAACUUUCGGGUGCUGGCCGAAAACUCCCUGGGACACGGGAACCCCAGCGAGGUGGUCAGCGUCAUCACCAAGGAAGAAGCACCCAGCAACCCGCCAACCGAGAUCCAAAUCGAACCGACAAGUUCCAAGUCCAUAAAGAUUAAAUGGAAGGCACCUCCCUCUGAAGAGCGGCGCAGUCCGGUUAAAGGCUACUACUUGGGCUACAAGCUCCACCGCUCCGGCGAGCAGUACGUUUACAAGACGCUCGAAAGCGCGAGGAAUGGAGAAAUCGAGGAGUUCUUGCUGAGCAACUUGCGGCGCAACACGGAGUAUUCCAUCCGACUGCAAGCUUUCAAUUCGGCUGGUUCAGGGCCGGCCAGUGAAGAGAUCGUCGCUAAGACUCUCGAACACGAUCCUCCGAGCCCACCCUCAAUUAGGGUGCAGUCCACCACGGCAACAUCUGUGCACUUGGUUUGGGAGCCACCCGACAUACCUGUCAAUGGGUACGUUCUGCACUACAAGGAGGAUCAGAACGACUGGGUGAAGCAGCACGUUCCCGGAACGCAGCAGAGCAUCGUGUUGGAGCAACUGCGUUGCGGAACCCGCUACCAACUCUACAUGGAAGCCUUCAACGACGCGGGCAAAGGAGACCCCACCCAAGUCCUCAGCGUCAAGACAGAGGGAACGGCGCCUGUUGCGCCGGACAAGGCGUCCUUCCUCGUGAUCAACUCCACGUUCGUGCUCCUGCACCUGGGGGCGUGGUACAGCGGCGGCUGCCGCAUCAGCUUCUUCGUGGCCCAGUACAAGCCCCGGGGCGAGUCCGAGUGGACGCUCAUCUCGAACCACGUACAGCCGCAGACAGAAGCCCUGCUCGUUCCUCAGCUGGCGCCCGGAACCUGGUACAACCUGCUCAUGACGGCACACAACGACGCCGGGUCCACGGACGCCGAGUUCGUGUUCGCCACUUACACCGAGACAGGAGGCACGGUGCCGCCGAUGGUGUCGGUGAACAGCGAAGACCGUCGCUUCUACCGACACCUGGGGAUCGUGGUGCCCGUCGCCUGUUCUCUCGUCAUUGUCCUGAUGGUGGCCCUGGUGGUCUGCCUGCUCUACAGCAGGACCUGCUGCCGUGGACGGUCCAGGGUCAUCUACGAAACCGCCGGCCUGUAG